CGGAUGCUGAAAAUAGCAAGAAUAGCGAGAAAUCAACUAAAUAAGCAACAAUUCGUUAGAUGCACUAGUUCUUCUAUUCCACGCACCCAUCCAGACGCUCCUUCCUUCCCUUGCGUCGAUGCUAACGAAUCGAGAGCUGCAAAGUUGGCCUCACAGACCAAUAAACUGCCAUUCAUGCGCAGCGUCAAGAUAGAAGACGUAGAAGGUGAAGGUCCAGAACCUGUCUAUGCUACACCUACACCAGCCACUUAUCAGACAUUCACAUCCGACGAUCCUUUGUUGUUAGAUUUCGGAGGUGUGCUCCCACGAUUCGACAUAGCAUAUGAAACAUGGGGUACUCUCAACAGUGACAAAUCCAACGCAAUCCUUCUACACACAGGUUUGAGUGCAUCCUCACACGCGAAAUCGCAUCCAGGGAAUGAGACACCCGGCUGGUGGGAGAAAUUCAUCGGCCCUGGUCCGGAAUUCGCCAUAGAUACUAAUAGAUUCUUUGUAAUCUGUACUAACGUUCUCGGUGGGUGUUAUGGAUCGACAGGCCCAUCAUCACCUCAUCCAGAUGACAACAAACCGUAUGGUACUCGUUUCCCAAUUGUCACACAGUUCGAUAUGGUUAGAGCACAGUGGAGAUUGAUCGACAGUCUUGGUAUUGACAAGCUGUACGCCUCUGCAGGUUGUUCUAUGGGAGGUAUGCAAUCCAUAGCUGCUGCCCAUCUUGAACCAGAACGCGUUGGAUCUAUAAUAAGCAUCUCUGGUACUGCUAGAUCUGGUUCUACCGCCGUGGCUAUGCGUUUCGCUCAGAGGAGCUGUCUCAUGUCCGAUCCAAAUUGGAAUAGAGGUUUUUAUUACGAUGGUCUGCCACCACACACGGGUAUGAAAAUGGCCAGACAGAUUGCAACAAUCACAUACAGAUCUGGCCCUGAAUGGGAGCAAAGAUUUGGUAGGAAGAGGAGAGUUACACCUUUAUCCGAGGAAGAAAUGGCAACAAAUGUCAAUAAUCCAGGCGACGCACCAAAAUUGUGUCCAGAUUUCCUCAUAGAGACCUACUUGGACCAUCAGGGAGAGCAAUUUUGCUUGAAAUAUGAUGCUAAUUCACUCAUAUAUGUCUCCAAAGCGAUGGAUUUGUUUGACAUGACGAAACCAGCUUUGAUGGAUAUCCAUGAGCGUCGUCUGAGGAACGCACAUCUCAUCGAUAAGAAACUAUUAGGAUCAACGACGUCACACUCUAUGGAACCACCAUCACUCGACAGUGUUAAAAUCAAAAACCUCAAGCCAUACAUCUCCACAGCACCUACCGUACCAUACGCCCAAGAUUUGACAGAGGGGCUGACACGAUUGUCUAAGAUACCAGUGCUCAUUAUAGGUGUACACAGUGACAUUCUCUUCCCAUUCGACCAGCAGAGGGAGUUAGCUGACAGUCUGAGGAAGUCUGGUGAUCCCGAGCGUGUCAAGUUUUUCGCUUUGGAUGGACCUUGGGGACAUGAUACGUUCUUGAUCGAUACAUCUAACGUUGGUGGUGCAAUUAGAGGAUUCUUAAUCUGAUGUCUUGUUAUGUUGUAAUUUUUCACGCUUAUAAUCCUGAACUUGCGAAUAAGGCUGAGAGUUCGUCGAUCUCACUUGAUAGCUGCUUGAUGGAGUUAUCCUGUGGCCAACUGGCAACCAAUGUCUCUAAUGUGAUUUCCUCAUGAUUGUAUCCGUCGAUAAGGUCGCGUUUCUGGUUGGAAGUUGAGUGAAUAUAGAACUUUAAAAGAGGAAUCCACCUACUUCCAAAUGAACUUGCUGGUAGUUCCCAAAUUCGGUCGACAACUUGUCAAGAUGUGGUCCAGCAUCCAACUCGAAGAACAAAUCCAUCAUGCGUUGUAUAAGGUUAUCGUUUUGUACCAAAUUGUCUUGUAUACGUGGUAUAGAACCCUCUAACUCGGCUUGAAGCUGCGUUGCAGAGGAAUUAUACUGACUCUCGUCAAACGAAGCAGCGUGUUGCUGGAGACUUUGCAGUUGCUGUCCGAGAUUUCUGAUAGCUGUGAGGAGAACAUUCACAUUCUCGUCGUUUUUGUCUAUUUGUUUUACGAUAUUAUGCAGUCUGUCCAUAUCGCAGUAAGGGUAAGAGAAUGCUUAGUGAGUAAUACACACGUUUAUACGAAUGACAUAUGUCUAUCAAAUAAUGAAACACAUCCAAAGUAUCCACUUUACGCGUUUAAGUUUGGCUGAGCUAUGGCAUUUAUAC
Messenger RNA from Wallemia mellicola CBS 633.66, 2221 nucleotides. RefSeq names its product homoserine acetyltransferase. Gene Ontology annotation, biological process: L-homoserine metabolic process. NCBI's taxonomy places the organism in Eukaryota, Fungi, Basidiomycota, Wallemiomycetes, Wallemiales, Wallemiaceae. The transcript has 3 exons. Gene Ontology annotation, molecular function: homoserine O-acetyltransferase activity; L-serine O-acetyltransferase activity. The coding region runs from base 4 to 1539 and encodes 511 amino acids. The record is from RefSeq and is a predicted model, not a curated record.